This is a messenger RNA of Nerophis ophidion (straightnose pipefish), 1012 nucleotides long. RefSeq names its product shisa family member 4 (gene shisa4). The coding region runs from base 186 to 836 and encodes 216 amino acids. The record is from RefSeq and is a predicted model, not a curated record. NCBI's taxonomy places the organism in Eukaryota, Metazoa, Chordata, Actinopteri, Syngnathiformes, Syngnathidae. The transcript is spliced from 5 exons.
GUCACGUCACAUGACGUCACAGGCUGGUAAAGAGAAAUAAAGCAGCCAGUGCCCGUUUUAGCCGAGCGUCUCUGGACCUGGAUCAUGUGUGACGACGACCACCGUUAAAGUCGCCAGUAUUUCCCGGAGGAAAUUCAACAUUUUGCAUCGCUUUUUGUUGUCGUUUUAGCAUCGGGGCAGCGGGAAUGGCGUACGCGGGCACCACCAACACCACCACCACCACCGCUAUGGCUACUUCUGUGGCGGCUGUUGUGGCCAUGCUAGCCGUCGUCCUGAGCUCUUCUCCGGUGAGCGCCAACGAGGACUGCCUGUGGUACGUGGACAAGAACGGCACCUGGCACAACGGCUUCGACUGCCCGCUCGUCACUUUCUGCUGUGGAAACUGCCAGCGGCGUUACUGCUGCCUGGACGCCUUCAAGAUGAUCACUGAGCGCGAGCAGAAGCGUUGCAUGCUCUUCCAGUUCAGCCCGACUACGUUAGCUGGCAUCGCCUCGUCCAUCCUGCUCUUCGUGGCCAUCAUUGCCACCAUGGUGUGCUGCUUCAUGUGCUCCUGCUGCUACCUCUACCAGAGACGACUGCAGAGGGGAAGGACUCCUUAUGACCCCCAGGGGAUCCCAAUGGCGAGCUACCCUGUGGAGCCAAUGUAUGACGCUUAUGGAAAACCACUGGGACCGACUGACUAUGCACAUGCAGGCUAUCCUAUGGCCCCCCAGUACCCAGGCAUGGCUUCCCAGUACCCCAUGAUGCAGCCUGGACCUUAUCCACCUCCUUCUAUGGAUCCUGCAUACAACCAGCCCCCUCCUCCGUACUCCCCGCCCCAGUAUCCUGGUCACUGAUUGGCUCAUCUGGACUCACGCACACGUUCGAUAUAUACAAAGUGGUAACAGCAGAGACAACGGACUGUUUUUAAAACGCACCUCAUCAAAUAAUGCUUUAGAGUGUUUAACCAGCAAACAAAAGAUAACAAAUAAUAAUAUUUAGCAGGUUAUUUAUUUUUUUGUUACUGUCUUAA